CAGUCAAGUAAACAAAUUUGGCACUGUUCGGAUUCUAUCGUUAUGUACAGACAGGACUUUGGACUAUUGCACCUGUUGUUCUUUUCUUUUUCUAAUUUAGUGACAUUAUACGACUACAGGAAUGGCAUCUGACGACGCUUUGAGAAGUGGUGUUAGAGCAAACCUUGCAGCAUGGAUACAGAAACUAGAAUGUGGAGGUGACUUAGAGAAACAGUCAUUCUUCAAGAAGAAGUUUAUACAGAGACUAAGAGAGUCACCUGUUGCUAUAGAUACCGACAAAGCUAAUGAACAACAUUAUGAAGUUCCAUCAGAAUUUUUCUUAACGGUCCUUGGGAAGAGGUUGAAGUACAGUGGAUGUAGCUGGCCAGCAGGUGUUAAUACAUUAGAAGAUGCUGAAGAUUUGUCUCUUAAAGAAAUAUGUGAGAGAGCAGGGGUGCAAGAUGGCCAGACAAUUCUUGAUUUAGGAUGUGGCUGGGGAUCUUUGUCUUUGUACAUAUGUGAGAAGUUCCCAAGAUGUAACGUUACUUGUGUAUCCAACUCUAACACACAGAGACAGUUGAUACAAGAUCGGGCAUUAGCAGGUGGUUACCAAGGGAAACUAGAAUGUAUUACAGCAGAUGCCAAUGUGUUCACUACUGCUAAAAGAUUUGACAGGAUUAUUUCAAUAGAAAUGUUUGAGCACAUGAAGAAUUAUGAGAUAUUAAUGCAGAGAGUAUCAUCAUGGUUAAAGCCCUCCGGAAAAUUGUUUAUACAAGUUCUGUGCCAUAAACUACACCCAUAUGCCUUCGAUACAAAACCUGGCUCAGACACUGAAUGGAUGGCAAAAAAUUUCUUCACCGGUGGGACCAUGCCCUCAGUAGACUUAUACUUGUAUUUCCAGAAUGGGGUUAGAAUAGAGGAUUACUGGAUCGUCAACGGGACAAACUAUAGUAAGACAUUAGAAGCAUGGCUAGAGAGAUUGGACCAGAAUAAAGACAAAGUGAUGAAGAUUUUGCAGAAAGCUUACGGAAAAGAUGCCGAUCAGCAACUGUUUAACUGGAGACUGUUUUUUAUAUUUUGUUCGGAAGUUUUCGGUUAUUCUGGUGGUAAUGAAUGGAUUGUAUCGCAGCACUUGUUCAAAAAGAACCAGUUAAGCUCAUUAUAAUGAUAUGUUUUCCUAGCUUACCUUCUAGACUUACAGCUUUAAUCAAGUUUUUAAUUAAUUUGAUUCAGUGUAAACACUUUGUAUGGGAAUAAUAAAUAUUAAUUUUUGUUUAAUACAGCAUCGAGUAUUUUGAUUUGGACAUUUUAAUAUAUUCAUAUAUUAUAAUCGCAUAGCUUACAAA
Ruditapes philippinarum (Manila clam) is the source of this 1325-nucleotide messenger RNA. RefSeq lists its product as uncharacterized. Lineage: Eukaryota; Metazoa; Mollusca; Bivalvia; Venerida; Veneridae. The record is from RefSeq and is a predicted model, not a curated record. The transcript is spliced from 7 exons. The coding region runs from base 122 to 1144 and encodes 340 amino acids.